Messenger RNA from Acanthoscelides obtectus, 651 nucleotides. The record is from the annotation of a GenBank genome assembly. Lineage: Eukaryota; Metazoa; Arthropoda; Insecta; Coleoptera; Chrysomelidae.
AGGUUUUCAAAUAAUUUGCUGUAUUCCUUCCAUGCCACAGUUAUUCUGAAAAACAGUAUAGUUUCAGCGCUGCUGGCAACUUUCAUUUAAAAUAGCUGAGUCCCGAAUGUCAGAGAGCUUCCGUGAUAUUGUAAUCUACGGUCUAGAAAGAACACAUUUCAAACUGUUUUACAGAUCCUCUAAUUAGUGAGAUGGUUUUGUGGCUAAAACACAACACGGAGCCAUGGAGUGAGGUGAUGGAAAGAUUUAAGAAGGCUCAUGCGAUCAGAAGGGAUUGCGAUAGAAAAACAGUGAAACAAUUUCUACAAGACUGGCCUAUUUUUCAAUAUCUCCGGGGAGAAGUUUUGGUUCCCGGAGACAUUAACACUAUUGUUGCUUAAAAGAAAGCGAGGCUGCAGAAGGAAAAGCUACAGUUCAGCCUUAUUUAAUAGUGGUAGGACCAGAUAUAUCGAACAUAGAAACCAAUUAUAUUGUUACUGACGAUAACAUAUAUAUGUAUACUCUGAUACAAAAAUCAGUUAAUAAGAUCAAUCUACCUACAGACAAAAUUAUUCCGGAUAUUUAUGUGAGUCCAUUACGUGCGUUGCACCAUUGACGUUGCUUAAUGUAAUGUGAUAUUUGUAUGACAAUAAAUAUGUUAAAUACAUAAAA